Molecule: messenger RNA, 1052 nt
Organism: Caenorhabditis angaria
Lineage: Eukaryota; Metazoa; Nematoda; Chromadorea; Rhabditida; Rhabditidae
Source: the annotation of a GenBank genome assembly
AUGGGAACUUAUAAAUAUCUCAUUAUUUAUUUUUGUAUUUUCUCGAUCUUUUUCUCGAUUUUGGAAGCAAUUGUUAAUCCGGUAAAUUUCUAGGCGUCUUACUCAAAAUAUCACUGAUUUUUAUUUUUUUCAGUUUAUUUUAUCAGUUGGAAGUGUUUUUGUUGUUGUAAUGAAUCUGUCAAAAACAAUAAUAACGAAUAGAUCAAUUUGUCAAGUUCUUGUAAAUAUGAUUUGUGGAUGUUUUGGAGUUGUCAUAAGUUUAAUCGCAGUUCAUUUCAUAUUUCGAUAUUUUGCAAUUCAAAGAGAAGGAAAGUUGAAAUAUUUCCGUGGAAAAUAUAUGGUAAUCUGGUUUUUUAUUCCAAUUAUGUGUGGUAUUUUUUGGACAUCAACAACUUAUUAUUUUCUGAAACCAAAUGAUCGAGUUACUCUGAUUCUCAAAGAUCAUUUGAAAUUGGUUUAUGACGUGGAUACUGAAAAUAUUGUUUACACUGGAAGCGAUUAUUUUAUCGAUGAUUUAAAAUAUCAAUUUAAUUUUGAGAUAAUUCCAGGAAUGAUUAUUAUGGCAACUAUUAUUGUUUGUAUUUUUCAGCACUUUUUCACAUACAAUUUAAUAAAUUGAAUUUUCAGAUAAUAUCUUUGUCAAUUGUCGCACUUUUCUGGAUAAAAAUAUAUAAAGCAAUCAAAAAACUUGAUCAACAAGGUCAAUCUGAUUUCACAAGAAAACUUCAGAAACAAUUAUUUUAUGCUUUAGUUAUCCAAUCUUGUAUUCCAUUAUUUUUCAUGUAUCUCCCAGUCUCGCUUUUCCUAUUUUUACCAGUGUUCAAUAUUCAAAUUGAUAAAAUGGGACAUAUUGUAACAUUACUUUAUGCAAUUUAUCCAUCAAUUGAUCCACUUCCGGUUAUUUUAAUUAUUGAUUGUUAUCGAUUAUCACUUUUCAGUUGGUUUUGAUUUUUUGUGGAUUGAAAAAAUGUUUAAUUUCAGAUUUAUUUCGAAAAAACAAUCGAGUUGGAGAACUUAACGAUAUUCCAUCGGGAAGGGAUAAUACAUUCUGA